This is a messenger RNA of Mizuhopecten yessoensis (Yesso scallop), 3126 nucleotides long. RefSeq names its product gamma-glutamyltranspeptidase 1-like. Gene Ontology annotation, molecular function: glutathione gamma-glutamate hydrolase. The record is from RefSeq and is a predicted model, not a curated record. The transcript has 12 exons. Gene Ontology annotation, cellular component: plasma membrane. Lineage: Eukaryota; Metazoa; Mollusca; Bivalvia; Pectinida; Pectinidae. Bases 680 to 2569 code for a protein of 629 amino acids. Gene Ontology annotation, biological process: glutathione catabolic process.
CUUUAGAAUGCAUUUUGAAAACUUGUAAAACAAUUUUGUACUUAAGAUGUGUGGAAGAGAAUAGUGCAUGUAAUACUGUUUACAUGGCUUCGUGACUACAGCCCUCUGCUUCAUGAGUGGAACCAAGAAAACCUUAGAACCGAAACGCCUCUCUGAAAAAACAGACUAACAAGAUGUUUUAUGAGGGUAUAUCAGGUUAUACAAAAUAAUGUUUUUGUUUGCUACCGAUAACAUACCGAUGUGGGGUCAGUGAUACGCUGGAGACAUUGGCAUUUACCUGUGCUGUUGGUAUCGGUACGGGAUAUCUGUAUUAUACUACUUACUUGAGACGCGUAUGGAAUAUAGCCAAUUACCUAGGUACGCAUUGGUGCCAUCUUUAACGAUUUUAAUCAUAUUUGUAUUUUGAAUCACGGUUGAAUGUUUAGUUUAUCUUUUUCUGAAAAUGAAUUUAUCGCAGUGAAUAAUCAAAUCGAUGUUUGCGAACGUACAUUUUGAUUCGCCAUUAAACAAUUCAAACACGUCUUGUGGUCUAAAUAGGGGCUUACACUAGUGGAAUCCAGUUUGCGCCAACAGAAGACUUAUUCGUGAAAUGUGCACGCCAUAUCGUUAAGCUUAUACGAUUGCUCCGGUGUGAAAGACUACGUUUGCCAAUAAAGCGUUGGAUACAGUAUAAACGGCGAUGAAAGAUUCUGCCAGAAUGAGCGGUGGUAACUAUGGCUCCGUCGGGCGCUACCUUCUCUUCGCCACCAUAUUCAUCUGUAUAGCUAUCGCCGGUGUCGGAGUAGGACUGGGCGUUUAUAUUCACAGUGUGUCUGAAAAACUAUCACCAGACUGUUCAGGAUCUUCAUUAACUGGACAAACGGCAACAACAACUGUCCCACAGACCUCAACAGUGCCCACGUCAUCAAAUGUAUUUGUGUCGUCAUCAAAAGAGGGGUUCUACCGAUAUGGAGCUGUGGCAUCUGAUGCAGGGAUUUGCUCGACUGUUGGCACAGACAUUAUGGCCCGACAGAGUGGCUCCGCUGUAGAUGCCGCUAUUGCAGCCCUCCUGUGUCAGUGUGUACAGAAUCUGCACAGCUGUGGCAUAGGUGGAGGCCAUUUCAUGACCGUAUAUAACAGAGAAAACAACACAGCGUAUACAAUAAUCGCCCGGGAGAUGGCGCCUAGUGCAGCUAAUGAGAACAUGUAUGUUGGAAACCAAUCAUCAACUGAGGGUGGUAUGACAGUUGGAAUACCUGGAGAAAUCAAGGGAAUGUACACUGCGUGGAAGCUUGGAGGAAAACUACCAUGGAAAACGUUAUUCCAACCAACAAUACGUCUGCUCCGAGACGGUAUGCCUGUAAACAGUGCUCUCGCUUUAGCCAUCCAACGCAACGGUCGUUUCUACCCACGACAAGAAAACCUCAGGCAGUUGCUUACCAACCCCACGACUGGUUUCUUCUUUAAAGAAGGGGAAAUAAUGAAGCUGCCCACCCUUGCAGCAACAUUUACUACAAUAGCUGAUGAAGGUCCUGACGCUUUCUAUAACGGCAGUCUUAGCCAGAACAUCGUUAAAGACAUUCAGGACGCAGGAGGUAUAAUCACGGAAAAGGACCUAUUGGACUUCACAGCAGUGGUCAAGGAACCGUUGGUCAUCAGGCUCACUGACAAUUCAUCCGUCUAUUCCCCACCGCCACCCUCCAGUGGAGCAGUCUACGAAAUGAUCCUAAACAUCGUGGAUGAAUUCGGGAUGAGCAACGACAGCAUAUCUACACCACAGAAAGAAAUACUUGCCUGGCAUAGGAUAAUAGAGGCGUUCAAGUUUUCCUACGCCAAACGGUCCAGUCUGGGGGAUGGAGAUGGUGAAGACGACGCCUUCCGAACGGAACUAAAUGUGCUGCUGAAAAACAUGACGUCAAAGAGCUUUGCGGCCUACGUACGAUCUCAGAUUGACGACGAUCGAACCCAUAACACAAUGUAUUACGGUCCUACGUUUUAUGAUGUCACAAAGACGAGCACUGCCCAUCUGUCAGUACUGGCCCCCAACGGAGACGCGGUGUCUGUCACAAGUACCAUUAACCUACAUUUUGGUUCUAAAGUUGUGGGAUCUAGAACGGGUAUUAUUUUUAAUAACGAAAUGGACGACUUCUCCACUCCAAACACAACAAACUCUUUUGGCGUUCCGGCUUCAGAGGCCAACUUCAUAAAACCUCUCAAGCGCCCUUUAUCCUCAAUGUGCCCGAGCAUAAUCACAGAUAGCAACGGAGUUGUCCGACUUGUUGUCGGUGCUUCUGGUGGAACUAAAAUAACUACGUCCACGGCAAUGGUAACGAUAGAAACGUUGAUGUUUGGACUGGACAUCAAGCAGGCCAUCGACCAUCGUCGGAUACAUCACCAACUGCUGCCAAAGGAACUAGCGGUCGAGAAGGGAUUCCCCGAGGAUAUUUUGGAUGGACUUCGCAGUAUAGGACACAACAUCACAUUAACCGACACUGCGGGUUCGGUGGUACAGGGAAUAUUACAGCGCCAUGAGGGGGAUAUAACCGCUAACUGUGACUUCCGCAAGUCAGGAUACCCGGACGGCUACUAAUACUAUCACAUACCCUCGAAAGGUGCCAUGUUUAUAUUUCAUUAUAUUUCACUGAAUAUGUACAGUACAAUCAUUUCUAUAUCUGUAUUACUUCUAGUUAGUAAAAUAAUGUCAAUAUGCUGUAAAGCAGUACAUCAUAAUGGUUGAUGAAAGUAAAAACUAUUUUUGAUAAGAUGCUUUAAUUUGUUAACAUAUACGUGAACAAAUGAACAUAUUGUGUUAUUUAAAUGAGUGAAAAUGCUCCCAAACGUGAAUAAUCAUGUAACUAAUAAAAUAAACCCGUUAGCAUUAUUGGUGAUAUUGCAUAGAAGUGUUUGCAUGAUAAUGUCCGCCGAGAGAGUGUGUUUGUCUUGAUGACAAUACAAAUUACAGUAUAUGUUCAUUAUAGAGUUAUCAGCAAUUCGGCAUUUGUACAUGUUUGAUAAUAGAAGCUACUAUGUCUUACUUAUUUCAUGAAGUGAAAUCCAUGUUUGCCGCAACAAUAUAUCAUCAACAGGGGAUUCACCGAAAUACACAUUCAUCAAUCAGUAGGCUUUAAAAUAAAAUAAAAAUGAAAU